AUGCCCAACCCAGAGUUCCUUGCAGCCAAAUUCCUUAGGGGAUUGAAUGAACAGAUAAAGGAGAAGAUAGCUGGGACUGGAGAUCGAGACAUGGCCUCUCUAAUUAAUCAGUGCCGAAGAAUUGAGGAGAUGAUUCAGAGACGCAGUAGAGGCAAAUCUUCUCAGCCAGUUAAGAUUGAAGAAAAGAAAGCUGGAAACUCGAGUGGAUAUUGGAAGAAGGGUAAAGGCAAGAACUUAAGUGUGAAACCACAAAAUAAUAAAUUCAAGAAAAAUUUUAAUCAAAAAGGAUUCGUAGCAAAGCCGACCAACCCUCCCAAGUGUACUAAUUGUGGGAAGGAUCACUGGGGGGCAUGUCACAAUAGUCACCUCAUUUGUUAUAGGUGCGGUAAAUCAGGUCAUUAUGCUAGAGAUUGUUAUCAAGCGGGCGGUCAGACCCAAAUAGUUCAAGUCGUUACCACAGCACCAACCACGGGAAGAGUUUAUACAGUUGAUGCAAAAGAAGUUGAGAAGGCCCCGAAUAUGAUUAGAGGUACCAUUUUUAUUGAUACUUUUGACUUUAGGGUCUUGUUUGAUUCAGGAGUCACACACUCCUUCAUUUCUGGUCAGGUUGCUUUUGCACUUAACUUGCCUAUGUUUGAAUUCUCUCCUCCAAUGGAGGUCACAACUGCCACGAGGGAGAAAUGUCGUAUUGAUGUGUAUUGUAAAAAUGUGAAAUUCAUGUAUGAGGGGCGUGAAUACACUAUCGAUUUGUAUUGUCUACCAAUGCUAAGCCUUGAGAUUAUUUUGGGAAUGGAUUGGCUAGCUAAGUAUGGUGUAAUGCUUGACUGUUGUAGCAAGCGAGUCAUUGUACCUCGAGACGAGGCUAAUUCCACUACCUCUACCUUUACCUCUGUUUUGCAAGUAAGCAAGGCCUUGAGGGAGGGAUCUCAAGGUUACAUUUUUAUGGGUGUUGUGGAAGAGAAGAAAAAGACGGACCUGUCUAAGAUUCUGGUGGUCAGUGAAUUUAUUGAUGUAUUUCCUGAGGAAGUCACCCAGCUACCACCUGAAAGAGAGAUCGAAUUCUCCAUUGAUUUGAUUCCAGGCGUAGGACCUAUAUCCAUGGCUCCAUUAGAGUUAAAAGAGCUAAAAACGCAACUUGAAGACUUGUUGUCUAAGCAAUUCAUUAGGCCAAGUGUUUCACCUUGGGGAACACCAGCUAUAUUCGUCAAGAAGAAAGAUGGACCAUGA
Molecule: messenger RNA, 1227 nt
Organism: Gastrolobium bilobum
Lineage: Eukaryota; Viridiplantae; Streptophyta; Magnoliopsida; Fabales; Fabaceae
Exons: 1
Coding region: 1-1227 (408 amino acids)
Molecular function (GO): zinc ion binding; nucleic acid binding
Source: RefSeq, a predicted model, not a curated record